CUCCUUAGACCUAUCAUGACGUAAAGAUGGCGGCGUCCACAUCAAGUCGUGCUGCACGCUUAAUAUCAGUUGCCUUAUCCACAGGACCUUUCAAAGUAUCUGGUUUUGUCACUUCAGUAUACGGUGAUGCACGGCUUCUGUCGCUUACGGGAACACGUUAUUAUUCAGCUGUUGGUCAUGAGAGAUGUUGGAAAGCGGCAAGCAGCGUGACAUUGAGGAGGUUGUCAUGGUCCAAGGCCAGGCAUGUCCUCAGUGCUCAGCCCUUCCACACCAGUGCAGUCUGUCAGAACAAGGAGGAUCUCUACCAACUUUUGGGUGUUCCGCGCAGUGCUUCGCAGAAAGAUAUCAAGAAGGCAUAUUACCAGAUGGCAAAGAAGUACCACCCGGAUACCAAUCCAGAUGAUCCUCAAGCAAAAGAGAAGUUUGCCAAGUGUGCAGAGGCAUAUGAGGUGUUGAGUGACGAGGUGAAGAGGAGGCAGUAUGACACGUACGGCUCGGCCAGUGGUCCAGGCCAGAGCAACGCCAGAGAGCAGCAGUUCUGGAGAGGGGGCUCCAACGUGGAUCCCGAGGAGCUCUUCCGCAAGAUCUUUGGUGAUUUCACUGGAGCGCGGGGAUUCGGAGAUUUCAGCUCCAUAUUCGAGCAGCCUCCAGAGUUUGUAAUGGAUCUGACGUUUACUCAAGCCGCCAAGGGUGUCAACAAGGAGAUCACAGUCAACAUAGAGGACACCUGCCCGCGUUGUGAUGGCAAAGGAAGUGAACCUGGCACCAAAGUCCAGCACUGCCACUAUUGCAAUGGCACAGGCAUGGAGUCUGUGAACACAGGCCCCUUCAUGAUGCGCUCCACCUGCCGCCGGUGCGGUGGCCGCGGCUCCAUCGUCAUCACGCCCUGCAUCAUGUGCCGGGGCCGGGGCCAGACCCAGCAGAAGCACACGGUCACGGUGCCGGUACCGCCAGGUGUGGAUGACGGACAGACUGUGCGGAUGCCUGUGGGGAAGAAGGAGAUGUACAUCACGUUUAGAGUCCAGAGGAGUUCGGUGUUCAGACGCGAUGGUCCGGACAUCCACUCGGACGUGCGCAUCUCGGUGGCCCAGGCCAUCCUGGGGGGCGCAGCCACCGCGCCAGGUCUCCAUGACACCAUCAGCAUACAGAUUCCUCCAGGGAUGCAGCCGGACCAGCGCAUCAGGCUACAGGGCAAGGGCAUCCAGCGCAUGAACAGCUACAGCUACGGUGACCACUACGUACACAUCAAGAUCAAAAUCCCCAAGAAACUGAGCCAGAGGCAGAGGAAGCUCCUGUUGGAGUAUGCUGAGGAGGAGGAGGACGUGCAGGGCACGGUCAACGGGGUCACUCCUGCAGCCAGGGCCAAGAGUAGCCAGUCCUCUGGAGGAGAGCAGCAGCAGCAGCAAGAGGAGGAGAGACAGAAAGAGGAGGGAAAGAAGGAGGAAGGAGGCUUCUUCUCCAAGCUGAAGAAAAUGUUCAGCUGACUGCCACAGGCAAGAGACCCUCAGGUCACGGACACGGCUAGUAGCAGAGAGGUGGAGCUGGUGGACCUCCCUCUCUCAUAUUUUGGACCCCCCUCACCCCCGGAGGCCACAUAGGCUGGAGACCGGCCCUGGUGGGGGGGCCACGCACGGAAAGACAGAAUAUUCUAGAAGGGUAACCCGCAGCCUGGCUAGUAGACGGGCGCCCACCCCCACACCUCCGCACACCACAACGUUUACAGACGAAAAGACAGCAGGACGCGCUGGCGAACGGGAUCCUUAGUGGACAGAGGGCGAACUGCUUAAGGAGGAGACUGAGUUAGGCUACCUCACGAGCGACGUGAAGGAGGUGGAGAAGAGGAGGAGGUCUUUUGAGGGUGGAGGUGUGUUGGGUGGAGUGGUAUGGAGUGUUUGUGUGUGCAGUACUGUACCCCAAGUCUUUUGAAGCAUUCACUUUACAAUGGGACUGAUGGAAAAGUGAUUAAAUAAAUGACACAAAUAUAGGCACAGUUGUUAUUUUUCUGGUGUUUUGAUAUAUUUGGUGUAUGUAUUUAAUAUAUUGUGUGAGAUAAUGCCUUUUUCCCUGUGGGAACACACAACAUGUAAUGAAGUUAAUGACCAUUUACAGUAAAAAAAUAAGUAAUUUUGUCUAAAUGUAAGAACCUGUGAUUGAAAACCUUAAUAACUAUUAUUAAAAUAUGAAUGGCAAAAAUGGUUUCUAUAAACCAUCAAAAGUUGGUUGAGGAAACACAAAUCAGUGGUUGGCAGCCAAUGUCUAGAUCUGCUUCCAUGUGAAAGUGGUAGCCACCAGGGGGUGCUAGUGGACUGUAUAUUGGGUUUUGUGAUAUGCGAGGAUCAAACCUAACUUGUUAGCUUUGUUUCAGAGCUGAAGAGCAAAACAAUAGCAAGCAGUGUUUUAGAUUCUACUAUUAAAACAAUCAAGUGAU
Molecule: messenger RNA, 2428 nt
Organism: Alosa alosa (allis shad)
Lineage: Eukaryota; Metazoa; Chordata; Actinopteri; Clupeiformes; Clupeidae
Gene: dnaja3b
Product: DnaJ heat shock protein family (Hsp40) member A3b
Exons: 12
Coding region: 27-1484 (485 amino acids)
Biological process (GO): response to heat; protein folding; mitochondrion organization
Cellular component (GO): mitochondrion
Molecular function (GO): heat shock protein binding; ATP binding; protein kinase binding
Source: RefSeq, a predicted model, not a curated record